Messenger RNA from Prunus armeniaca (apricot), 462 nucleotides. The record is from the annotation of a GenBank genome assembly. NCBI's taxonomy places the organism in Eukaryota, Viridiplantae, Streptophyta, Magnoliopsida, Rosales, Rosaceae.
AUGGCUUCCAAAACAACUGCCUCCCUUAGUCUCUUCCUUGCACUCAAUCUCCUCUUCUUUGCUCUUGUAAGUUCUUGUGGCACGUGCCCCGGUCCUAACCCGAGACCAAGGCCAAACCCAAGGCCAAGCCCCACCCCUUCCACACCUUCCACACCUUCCACAGGCACCAGAUGCCCUAGAGAUACUCUCAAAUUAGGGGUUUGUGCUAAUGUUCUCAAUGGGUUGCUUAACAUCACCAUUGGUAAACCUCCUGUAGCGCCUUGCUGCAGUCUCAUCCAAGGCCUUGCUGAUGUUGAAGCUGCUGUGUGCCUCUGCACUGCCAUCAAAGCCAACAUUUUGGGCAUCAACCUCAACAUUCCAAUUUCUCUCAGCUUGCUUCUUAAUGUUUGCGGCAAUAAGGCAUCAUUUGCUGAACCUGAUCCUGAUCCCUUCCUAGAAGCCCCAAAAAAAGAGGGGCAGUAA